AAUCAGUGCUGUACAGCUCUUCUCCGAGUCUCUCGAGUCAUUACAAACACAGAUGUCUCAGGAAACAUCCGUUAAACAGGUCAAAGGUUGCAGCAACAUUGAAGAACUGGUGUCUCGGAUCAGUGGAUAUUUAGUAAACACAAGCGCACCAAUAAAAUGAAGGAAACAAGUGCACAAAACCACAGACAUGAAAGAACAUUCAUGGAGCUACUGGGCAACAUUCAAAGUACAGCAAUGACAAGGCACCAAAAGGCAGAGGUAAUGAUUGCCGGAGAACUGCUAAGAUUGCGACUGCAUGAUAGUAAGUUGAUUAAGGACCGCAGAUACCAUUUGCGCACGUACCCCAAUUGUUUUGUGGCUCAGGAGAUAAUUGAUUGGCUGAUUGCUCGUAAGGAAGUGCCAGAUCGAGAAUCUGCUGUCCAGCUCAUGCAGCACCUCGUGGACCAUGAUAUCAUACAUCACGUGUGUGACAAGUGGCCCAUGUUCAAAGAUGCCAAAUACUUGUACAGAUUCAGAGAGGAUGAUGGUACAUUUCCUUUCAACAUAGAGGUUAAGCUCUUCAUGCGUGGACAAUGGCUGUAUGAGCAUCUAAUUAUAGGCAAAGACACCAUCUUACAGCUGAGACAAGAAAAUGGAGUGGCUUAUGAACGUUCUUUCCCUGGUUACAUUUUAAUUGAUUGGCUUCUACAGAAUGGUGAAAUAGAGAGUCGAAAACAGGGAUUAGAGCUCUGCAGGGCUCUACUAGAGCAUGAUAUCAUUCAACAUGUCUCUCUGAAGCACCACUUCUUUGACAGUGGGCUGCUGUAUCAAUUCUGCAUUAACUUCCGCCGGCGCCACAGGCUCUCUGAACUGUUGCAUGAAACAGAAAGUGAGGAUGUUGAAUGUUUAUCACAGCAGAACCAAGAGGACCAUGCAGACAGUCAUUUCACACUGUCAUCUGAGGGCAACAUUAACUUCUUAUCUGAUCAACCUACUAAAGAUUUAAACGUGACUACAAAUGGACGAUGUGGAAGUUUGACCAACCAGCAGCACAGUUCAAGCGGAAACCCAAUCACUGCCCCUCUUACCAUUGCCCUUGCAAUACAAUCCAAUCCUAAAUCAGUGCUGAAAAGAAAUGUAACCUGUGAGGAGCUGUUAUCUCCUGGUGCUCCCUAUGUAAAAAGAGUGCUUACGAUCCUCUGUGAUGCCCUUGGCUGGGGCUUUGUAGUACGAGGAAAAUCACCUUGUUAUGUUCAAGCUGUGGAUCCUGGAAGUCCUGCUGCAGCAGCAGGAGUUAAGGUGCGGCAAUUUGUGUGUCGAGUGAAUGGAUGCAGUGUGCUUCAUCUGGACUAUCGCUCACUCUCGAAGCUGGUGAUGACUGGACCUUGUGUUGUUACUUUAGAAGUGAUGGAACCACUGGACUGAUUAAUUACAGAUCACUGAAAUCACAAAAUCCAAUGGGUUGAGCGUUUCAUUGUGGGGAACCCUCUUGGUCAGAUAAAGAGAGAACCUAUUGCCCAGUCUAAUGGUCAAAGUGCCCCUCCCAAAGAACACAUCCAAGUACUACCCAGCAAAAUCCUUUAAAUGAGUCACUGUAUACAGGGUGAUACUGAUUAAAUAUGUGUAAUAUUGUUUUAUUUGAAUAUUAUUUCUUCAUAUACAAUGUAAAAUCCUCAAAUAUUAGAUAUCUGAAUAAAAUGUUUAUAAAUA
Molecule: messenger RNA, 1689 nt
Organism: Xyrauchen texanus (razorback sucker)
Lineage: Eukaryota; Metazoa; Chordata; Actinopteri; Cypriniformes; Catostomidae
Product: DEP domain-containing mTOR-interacting protein-like
Exons: 10
Coding region: 157-1404 (415 amino acids)
Biological process (GO): intracellular signal transduction
Molecular function (GO): protein binding
Source: RefSeq, a predicted model, not a curated record